CAGACCGUCUGAUUCUUCUGUCCGCAGUCAAUAAAGCUGGCUGAUGUAUAUGUAAUUAACAAAUACUUGAGUGUAAUACAGAGUAAGUUUGUGGGCAUCGUGGGUCAUGGGCUGUGAGAGAGUGAUAUGGAUGAGAUGCAGAAAUCCUGCAUAUUGGAUCUCUCGGGUUAUAUAAAGGCCGGACUGAUCCGUGGUGAGCCACAGACGCAUGAAGUGUCAGGAAGACAUUGGACCAGGAUUCCUGAGUACAGUGGCAAUGAUGAACGUCUCCGAGUCGUCUCGGGCUGGUUCUCCAGACACCGGCUGGACCUGCAGCAAAGCUCCUGAAGUGGCCAGCGUCAGAGUUCAGCUGGAGAUGCAGAGCCUGUGGCAGCAGUUUGACCAGCUGGGCACUGAGAUGAUUGUGACAAAAGCUGGAAGAAGGAUGUUUCCUACAUUUCAAGUACACAUUUCAGGCAUGGACCCUGCUGCAGAAUAUGUUCUCCUGUUGGACUUUAUUCCUGUCGAUGACAAACGAUACAGGUACGCUUUCCACAGCUCCUCCUGGCUGGUAGCUGGACGCGGAGAUAUAGCCGUCCCGGGACGAGUGCACUUCCAUCCGGACUCUCCCGCUCGAGGAGCGCAGUGGAUCAAACAGACCGUCUCAUUCGACCGCCUCAAACUCACCAACAACUUGCUGGACGAUAACGNNNAGAUGAUCCUGAGCUCCAUGCACCGGUAUCAGCCGCGGCUGCAUGUGAUUCUGGUGGACCGGAGCCGCGACAGUCAGCGCUUCGCUCACCGCAACUUCUGCACCUUCAGCUUCCCAGAGACCCGCUUCAUCGCAGUCACUGCCUACCAGAACCACCGGAUCACCCAGCUGAAGAUUGCUUGCAACCCCUUCGCCAAAGGCUUUCGUGCAGCUGAUUCUGAAAACAGGACCAUCACCUUCAGCUCAACCUUGCAAAGACAGAACUGCUCGUGGUCUCAGCCAAACCAUCACAACCUCUCUAUACAGCUGGGUUCAUCAACCAUAACUCCUUCCAGGACAGCUAAGCUUCACAGACCGUAGUGCUACAACGGGCCGGUGCUGCAGGUUUGCCUUAUACAACAUUAGGAAGAUUAGACCCUUCCCAUCAGAGCAAGCCACACAACUGCUUGUCC
Molecule: messenger RNA, 1143 nt
Organism: Sinocyclocheilus anshuiensis
Lineage: Eukaryota; Metazoa; Chordata; Actinopteri; Cypriniformes; Cyprinidae
Product: T-box transcription factor TBX1-A-like
Exons: 7
Coding region: 209-1051 (280 amino acids)
Biological process (GO): positive regulation of DNA-templated transcription; cell fate specification; regulation of transcription by RNA polymerase II
Cellular component (GO): chromatin; nucleus
Molecular function (GO): RNA polymerase II cis-regulatory region sequence-specific DNA binding; DNA-binding transcription factor activity, RNA polymerase II-specific
Source: RefSeq, a predicted model, not a curated record